AUGGUUCGAGAAAGUUUGAUCAGGGCGAUCAAGUAUCACGGUCAGCCUCGGGGACUCACUGACCUGCAAAAAAAGUUUAUAGCCGACGUCUAUGAUUUCCUGAACAAAUUCCUAGAUAAUCGCGUUUGGUUGGCCGGCGAUUCAGUCACAAUUGCCGAUAUAAGUUUGCUAGCGACCACCACGUCGCUCAACUCCGUCAUACCCGUCGACGCAGCUCAGUUUCCGAAUGUGGUUAGGUGGUUGGAGGGCGCCGAGGAGCUGCCUUUCCUGAAAGUCAACAAACCGGGACUAGAGGCUUUCAGCGCGAAUGCGAAAAAUAUAUUGACUGUGUAA
Cylas formicarius (sweet potato weevil) is the source of this 333-nucleotide messenger RNA. Its product is annotated as glutathione S-transferase 1-like. The transcript is spliced from 2 exons. Gene Ontology annotation, molecular function: glutathione transferase activity. Gene Ontology annotation, biological process: glutathione metabolic process. The coding region runs from base 1 to 333 and encodes 110 amino acids. Lineage: Eukaryota; Metazoa; Arthropoda; Insecta; Coleoptera; Brentidae. The record is from RefSeq and is a predicted model, not a curated record.